This is a messenger RNA of Vespa velutina, 957 nucleotides long. Its product is annotated as vacuolar ATPase assembly integral membrane protein VMA21 homolog. Bases 304 to 564 code for a protein of 86 amino acids. Gene Ontology annotation, biological process: vacuolar proton-transporting V-type ATPase complex assembly. The record is from RefSeq and is a predicted model, not a curated record. The transcript is spliced from 3 exons. Lineage: Eukaryota; Metazoa; Arthropoda; Insecta; Hymenoptera; Vespidae.
GAUUAAUCUUCAUGCUAAAAGCGUUAUAACAUGAAUACAGCUAAAUUUUCUGCAAUUUAUUAUUAAGCCGGUUGUGUGACGUUUAUUUGUGAUUAGUUUGCAAAGUGUAGAAUAAAAUUAAUAAUUUUCUUUCUACAUUUCAUUAAUAUUGGUUUAGUUAUUAGCUUUUUAUAACUAUGUACUUAAAUGCAGUAUUAUUUAAUGUCAUGUUUUCAUUAAUAUAAAUAUCAACAUAUUUUCAUUUGACCAAUAUUAUAUUGGUUUCUUUUUGCAAGUUAUAUUGGAAUAUAUUAUUCAUAUACCAUGUCAAAUAAAAAGGAAUUACCAGAAUUGCAAAUUUUUAAGACAGUAUUGUAUCACUGUUUAAUAAUAUUAGUUUUACCUGUGCUGUCGUUCUUUGUGAGCAAGAUCUUUAUAUUCGAUGGUUUAUUGGGAACAAAUAGUAUACCUAGCAAUGUAUAUUCGGCAGGAGUUGCAAUCGUGGUCUUACAUAUUGCAUUGGGAGCCUUUAUAUACAGAGCAUAUUUUGACGAACGAUCUAAGACAGAAGUCAAGAAAGAUUAGUCCUUUUAUUAGUCCACGCGUGCAAUUUAGUACACUUCCAUGAUUCAUCUACAUUUAAUCACAGUCAAGACAUUGUUAACAAAAAAUGUGGUUCGCUUGUAUAAUUGUAAUAUAUAAUUUACAUAAGCUUGAUGAUAUUUAAUAUACAAAGUGUUUUGAUUAUGUAAGAUACAUCAGGUGCAUGAUAUAGCAAAAGUUAAUAUCAUUUGUAUGAUGAAAAAAAUAUGUUGAAAAUGAAUAACAAACAUUCCUAUUGAAUUUAAAACUCUAUUAUAAUAUUUUUUAUAUUAAUAUAGAUAUUGGGAGUAGAUGAUUUAAUUUUUAAUUUCAAUAAACUUUCGUUAUUUAAUGUUUUUUCAAAAAUUAAUGAAAAAUCAUAUUACGAUCAUUGAA